AUGCAUCCCGGCAAGCUGCAGCGUGCGCUCUCCUGUGUUUCCUAAUGAUUCUUCUCCCUCGUUGACCCGCGCGCGCCUUCACUAAUUUCACGACUGACGAGUAAUUCUGCCCUCGACCCCUUUCGCUUGCCCCACGCUACGACGCACGCACCCCCCUCGAGUAUCGACCGCCAGACCGACGCCGAACCGCGCCUCCACGCUGUCUGGCUACCUCUCCACCGGGAACCGCCCGCCGCAGGGCAUCGCUCGACGCUCGACAUGGCUUCAGGAUCUGGUGGCGGGAGUUUGUUCAGCCGGAACAACUCAGGCAAUGUUCCGACCAUGCGAGGCCUGGUCUCGUUCAUUGCGGACCUCCGAAACGCAAGAGCGAGGGAGCUGGAAGAGAAGCGCAUAAACAAGGAAUUGGCAAACAUACGACAGAAGUUCAGAGACGGCGGACUGAAUGGCUACCAGAAGAAAAAAUACGUCUGCAAGUUGCUAUAUAUAUACAUUCUGGGCUGGAACGUGGAUUUUGGACACCUCGAAGCCGUCAAUCUUAUAUCGGCCACGAAAUACUCGGAGAAGCAAAUCGGCUACCUUGCGGUCACCCUCUUCCUACAUGAAGAGCACGAGCUGCUACACCUGGUUGUUAACAGCAUACGGAAGGAUCUCCUGGACCACAAUGAGCUGAACAAUUGUCUGGCAUUGCAUGCGAUUGCCAACGUGGGCGGGAAAGAGAUGGGAGAGGCGCUCAGCGGCGAUGUCCACCGGUUGUUGAUUUCACCGGCAUCGAAAGCAUUCGUGAAGAAAAAGGCUGCGCUCACCCUGUUGCGCUUGUACCGGAAGUACCCAAACAUUGUCAUGAACGAAUGGGCGGAACGAAUAAUAUCGCUCAUGGACGAUCCAGACAUGGGAGUCGCGCUCUCCGUCACUUCUUUAGUCAUGGCUUUGGUUCAGGACAACCAGGAACAAUACAAAGGAAGUUAUGUGAAAGCGGCGAAUAGGCUCAAACGGGUCGUCGUUGACGGGGAGUGCGCAGAGGGUUACUACUACUACAAAGUGCCGUGUCCGUGGAUACAGGUCAAGCUGCUCAAAUUAUUGCAGUACUACCCACCGCCAGAAGAUUCACAUAUCCGAAAGCUCAUCCGCGAAGCAUUACAAAAGAUCAUGGAUUCUGCACUCGAGAUGCCAAAGAACGUACAGCAGAACAACGCCCAAAACGCGGUGCUAUUUGAAGCUAUUAACUUAGUCAUUCAUCUAGACACCGAACAAGAUCUGAUGGUUCAAAUCUCUACACGUCUAGGAAAGUUCAUCGCAUCCCGAGAGACAAACGUGCGAUAUUUGGGAUUGGAAGCUAUGACACAUUUGGCUGCGCGUGCUGAAACACUCGACCCCAUCAAGAAGCACCAAUCCAUCAUUAUUGGGUCAUUAAGAGAUAGGGAUAUCAGUGUGCGACGGCAAGGUCUGGAUCUUCUAUACAGCAUGUGUGACAUGACGAAUGCGCAAGCCAUCGUCCAGGAACUCCUCCGAUAUCUCCAAUCGGCCGACUACGCCAUAAGAGAAGAGAUGGUGCUCAAGAUAGCCAUUCUGACUGAAAAGUACGCGACCGAUGUGCAAUGGUAUGUCGAUAUAUCACUACGACUUAUUUCCAUGGCUGGCGACCACGUUAGCGACGAAGUAUGGCAGAGGGUCACACAAAUUGUCACGAACAACGAGGAGCUCCAGAUAUACGCCGCGCAGAACAUCCUACAGUACGUCAAGUCUGACUGCCACGAAACCCUGGUCAAGAUAGGUGGGUAUCUGCUCGGAGAAUUUGGUCAUUUGAUCGCAGACAACAAGGGCUGCAGUCCGAUUGAGCAGUACAUGGCGUUGAAUGGUAAGAUGCGAGGCUGUUCAUCGAGCACGAGAGCGAUAAUACUUUCAUGUUUCGUGAAGUUUGUGAACUUGUUCCCUGAGAUCAAGCCGCAGCUAUUGCAGACGUUCCGCGCGUAUAGCCACUCGCUGGAUUCUGAACUGCAGCAGCGAGCAUGCGAAUACCUUGCGAUGGCGACCAUGCCCACAGACGAUCUGCUGCGGACCGUGUGUGACGAAAUGCCGCCGUUCCCCGAGAGAACAUCAGCGCUCUUGUCCCGGUUGCAUCAAAAGCAUGCCGGUACGAGCGACAAGCGUACUUGGGUGGUGGGUGGCAAGGAUGCCAAUACAGACCUAAAGGAACUAAGUAUUGCGCACCAACCCACCGGAUUAAAGAGGAGUUUCACGAACGCCACGCCAAGAGACAACGCAACGAGCGCGACAAAUGGAACUAAUGGCGUAAAUGCUCUUUCGAGCGAUCUGGCCGGACUCGAUAUGAGCAUUGACACGAACAAAGUCCUAAAGGCCCCGAACCUUGCGAGCGCUGCACAUCUCAGCCCAGACUGGGAAAUUGGUUACUAUCGUCUACUACUCCGGUCAGAAGGCGUGCUGUACGAGGAUGCACAGAUUCAGAUUGGCCUCCGCACAGAAUACCGAGGGCAGCUUGGAUGCCUUAUUUUCUACUUCGCCAACCGAUCACCCUUUCCUAUGGGCUCAUUCACGACCACGCUUGAUAACAGAGCGGCGGAAACCCUCAAGACAGAUAUCAAGGGCUUACCAGAUACGGUCAUCCCGCCCGAGGGGCAGACCCAGCAAACCAUUAUGUUCGAGGCGAAGAACGUCUUUGAAGAUCCGCCUACCAUCCGUAUAUCAUACCUCGCUGGCUCGCUUCAGGCAUUGACCCUUCAAUUGCCCGUAUAUCUCCACAAGUACAUGGAUGCUGCCGAGCUCAGUGCUGAAGACUUCUUCAAAAGAUGGAAACAGAUUGGAGGCGCGCCACGCGAAGCCCAACGCAUCUUCGGACUCGUGAACAAGAACCGCACAAUGAGCAUGGAGUUUGUGAGAAGGGUAGUACAGGGAUUCAAAUGGGGCAUUCUGGACGGCGUGGAUCCGAAUCCCAAGAACCUUGUUGGUGCUACGGUAUUGCACACGUCGGAUGGCAAGUUUGGGUGUCUGCUUAGACUUGAGCCGAACAUGGACACUCAGAUGUUCCGCAUCACCAUUCGGGCGACUGAUGAAGGUGUUCCACCAGUCCUGAUCAAGGCAAUGGAAGAGCGCUUGUCGCAGGGCAUCGAGGGCGUAUUGUAAUGGACCGACAUCGUCGACUUGCUCGUGGGGCUUUUUCGUGUAAACACAUCUAGGGACAGGCGCGUAAUGUCCUGCAAAGCGUUCGGAUGUUGUCAUGUGCUUUUGCGUGCAUAUGCGUGGAGCGAUAUGAUGAAAAGCUACGGUGGAUUGCCGGCGGCGGGAGAAGCAUACCCUUGGGCAGAUAUGUUUAAUUGUGAACGCUUUUUUGUGGGGACGAACGCAACGUGAGGAUAUGGCGAGCGUGUGAGUCUGGUGAUUUGUGUGGAAACUGCUUUGGGCGGUGAGUCACCAUACAAAUGUUCGGAGUGUGUCGGCUUCACGCACUGUCGAGAUACC
This is a messenger RNA of Paraphaeosphaeria sporulosa, 3474 nucleotides long. Its product is annotated as Adaptor protein complex AP-2 alpha subunit. Gene Ontology annotation, cellular component: membrane coat; AP-2 adaptor complex. The transcript has 4 exons. The record is from RefSeq and is a predicted model, not a curated record. Lineage: Eukaryota; Fungi; Ascomycota; Dothideomycetes; Pleosporales; Didymosphaeriaceae. Gene Ontology annotation, molecular function: clathrin-cargo adaptor activity. Gene Ontology annotation, biological process: intracellular protein transport; clathrin-dependent endocytosis. The coding region runs from base 259 to 3138 and encodes 959 amino acids.